AUGGCCUCCCUGCAGUUCCAUCACCACCGGUCCACUGCUCCUUUAUCAUUGUCUGAGCCAUUGCUAUCUAGUUUGUCUAUCAACAGCAAUGAAUCAGACCCUACAAGUAUUGCCCUACCAUCUCUUCCAUCCUAUGUGUUUAUCCAUUCUGCAUCCGGCAAUGAACUGCCACCGCCUGUCCCAACUUCUGGCCAUCAGUGCCAACAAUCCACCCAUUCCACCCCUCAGCAAGCCUCUUCUCGUGGACGUUCACCCGUGUGUGGUGGUGGGGUUACAACAGUUUCUCAGCUACCUACCCCCACAUCAAAAUGUGCUUGUGAGGUCAAGGAGCCUGUCCCCUCACCAACAAAGCCCGCGGAGCCAAAGCAGAUGAGAGUGGCAAAAAAACGUGAAUCCAAGGGCGAGCAUUUGAAGGCCAUCAUAGAGCCCCUCCUUCAGCAGGGUGAUAGUGAGCGCAUUGCAGAAAUAGGGCUAAAGCGAGCCAAUCUACUUCAGCUGUUUGUCUGCCUUGAUCUUCAAGUUGGUGCCUUUCACAAUUUCUAUCCCAUGCUCAUACUAUUCCCAGAGGAGCCCUGGGUCAUCAAACCAACAUAA
Messenger RNA from Serpula lacrymans var. lacrymans S7.9, 594 nucleotides. RefSeq lists its product as uncharacterized. Bases 1 to 594 code for a protein of 197 amino acids. The record is from RefSeq and is a predicted model, not a curated record. The transcript has a single exon. Lineage: Eukaryota; Fungi; Basidiomycota; Agaricomycetes; Boletales; Serpulaceae.